AUGAACUCCGAAGAAAGGAUUGAAAUUGGAUUGUCAACUAUUGACGAAUCUGGUUCCAUUUUAUCAGAUAUCAGCUUUGACAAGACUGACGAAUCGCUGGAUUGGGAUUCUUCUUUGGUAAAGACUUUCAAACUGAAGAAGAGAGAAAAGAGGCGCUCUAGUAGCCGACAGUUCAUUGAUGGUCCCCCUGGACCUGUAAAGAAGACUCGUUCCAUUGGCUCCACAGUAGACCAGGGGAAUGAAUCCAUAGUUGCAAAAACUACAGUGACUGUUCCCAAUGAUGGCGGGCCCAUCGAAGCUGUGUCCACAAUUGAGACUGUGCCAUACUGGACAAGAAGCCGAAGGAAAACAGGUCCACUGGGUACUUUGCAACCUUGGAAUAGCGACUCCACCUUGAGCAAUAGGCAGCUGGAGCCAAGAACUGAGACAGACAGUUCCAGCACUCCACAGAGUAAUGGAGGGAUGCGCCUGCAUGACUUUGUCUCUAAGACGGUUAUUAAACCUGAAUCUUGUGUUCCAUGUGGAAAGCGGAUAAAAUUUGGCAAGCUGUCUCUGAAGUGUCGCGACUGUCGUGUGGUCUCUCAUCCAGAAUGUCGGGACCGCUGUCCCCUUCCCUGCAUUCCUACCCUAAUAGGAACGCCUGUCAAGAUUGGAGAGGGAAUGCUGGCAGAUUAUGUGUCCCAGACUUCUCCAAUGAUCCCCUCCAUUGUUGUCCAUUGCGUAAAUGAGAUUGAGCAGAGAGGGCUGACUGAGACAGGCCUGUAUCGGAUCUCUGGCUGUGACCGGACAGUAAAAGAGCUGAAAGAGAAAUUCCUCAGAGUGAAAACUGUACCCCUCCUCAGCAAAGUGGAUGAUAUCCACGCUAUCUGUAGCCUCCUGAAGGACUUCCUCCGAAAUCUCAAAGAACCCCUUCUGACUUUUCGGCUAAACAAGACUUUCAUGGAGGCGGCAGAACUCACAGAUGAGGACAACAGCAUAGCUGCCAUGUACCAGGCUGUUGGUGAACUGCCCCAGGCCAACAGAGACACAUUAGCUUUCCUCAUGAUUCACUUGCAGAGAGUGGCUCAGAGCCCAAACACUAAAAUGGAUGUGGCCAAUCUGGCUAAAGUCUUCGGGCCUACCAUAGUUGCCCAUGCUGUGCCCAAUCCAGAUCCAGUGGUAAUGUUACAGGACAUCAAGCGUCAGCCCAAGGUGGUAGAACGCCUGCUUUCACUGCCCCUGGAAUACUGGAGUCAGUUCAUGAUGGUGGAACAAGAGAACAUUGACCCCAUGCAUGUCAUUGAAAACUCAAAUGCCUUUUCAACACCACAGACACCAGAUAUUAAAGUGAGUUUACUGGGGCCUGUGACCACUCCUGAGCAUCAGCUUCUCAAGACUCCUUCAUCUAGUUCCCUGUCACAGAGAGUGCGCUCCACCCUCACCAAGAACACGCCCAGAUUUGGGAGCAAAAGCAAGUCUGCCACCAACCUAGGACGACAAGGCAACUUUUUUGCUUCUCCGAUGCUCAAGUGAAGUCACAUCUCCUGUUACUUGCCCGCAUUCCCUGGCUGCAAGGAAGGGCGCACCUGUAUUCUCUGCUCUGCAGCCUCCUGUACUCAUUACUACUUUUAGCAUUCUCCAGGCUUUUCAUCAAGUUUAAUUGGGCAUGGGGGUUUUAUUAAAACUAUAUAUAUCUCCCUCUCUUUCUCCUCAAGUAAUGUCAUAUCAACACCUUGUGCUGUCGUUGUUGGGAGCUUUUAGAUGGGAGAUCUUUACAGCGGUAGAAGGGAGAAUAUGGAAUUCAUUGUGACUGGGGGCAGGGGGGGGCUGGGGCGGGCGCAUCCCUUUGGCUUAAAGCCAAAUGCUGCUCAUGACUGAUCCUUCUCUGGUGUUAUUUAGAACGAAUUUCCAUGAGACAGUGACAGAAGCUGCACCUCUUUGGUUAAGACUGACUUGUCUCAGGGUGGGAGGUGGGAGGGCAGGGUAAAGAAAGGUUGGACAGAGGAUUUAGGAUGGCUCCUUCUGAGAACUUGGAGGUCCCCUUCCCCCAGUAUGAACUCAGCUGUAACGUGGAGCCUUCAUAAAAAUGGAUAGGGUGAGGACAGAACCAGUGAUGGGGGUGUGCUUAUUAGCUUCGAUUCGGAUUGAUUAGGUGUAAUAGUGUUAAGUGGCACAACCUUGUAAAAGUGAUACUACAACUUGUAUUUAUCUCUAAUGGGCCUCUGGCUGGACUUUGGUUUGCUUGGGGUCAAAGCCAGUUUGUAUUUCAGUUGAAUUCGUUCUGAUGCUUGACCCUCCUGUCCCCUUGUCCAUUGGAGCCCGACUUCUAAAGGUCCUAUGCCGUCUAUCUGGCGUCCCAGUUCACAAUUAAGAGUAGGCUAUAAGGGGAGAUUGUCAAUAUUUUGUGGGGCAAGAAAAGCCACAGUCAUUUUGUCUUUGCACUUUGGUUGCUAAAAUCUUCCUAUGGAACAUAGCCACAUCUAGAUAAAUAAGAACUUUUUCUUUUAUUAAAAUUAUUUCCAAUGUCUACAAAAAUGCUUUCUUCUGUAGAAUGUUUUUGACCCAUAGUCACCUUUGUCUGUAAAACACCUAUUUAGAAUAAUAUUUGGAAAAAAGUAAAUCGUAUUUUCAAAAGUU
This is a messenger RNA of Leptonychotes weddellii (Weddell seal), 2616 nucleotides long. The record is from RefSeq and is a predicted model, not a curated record. NCBI's taxonomy places the organism in Eukaryota, Metazoa, Chordata, Mammalia, Carnivora, Phocidae.